UCUAGGAGCCAACGCAGAAAACUUAGGUCAGUAUUUUCCGCGGUCGUGUCGAUUGGUUUUGGCGCCAUCACUGUUGAGUUUGCACCCAAACCCACACUUAAAAGACUUUGCCUUCUCUCUUUUCUUUAUUCAUUUCACCAAUAAGAAGUUAAGGAUCGUCAGCGGUUGAGGCAAUGGAUAAAGAGAAAACCUCACAAACCCCAAGAAGAACGACAAGGUCUUUGGCUUCAUCUCCGACAUCCACUUCAAAUAAUGUAAUUGCAGCAAAAGUAAAUAGCCUUGAACUUUCGACAAUCAACGACCUUUUAGUUGGAGGAGAUCCAAUCAGUCUAGAUGACAUAAUUUCCAACUUUCCUGGUAGAAGAAACCAGAUUCUUGAGAUUGGGCGUCUUUUGGGACCUUUGAAUUCACCAAUGCUUCCUUUGUUUGUAUAUGGAGGCCCUUGUACUGGAAAAACCAGUGUCAUUCUUCAAUUGUUCAGGCAUCUCAACAGGCCUCUCGUUUAUUCUAGUUGUAGGACAUGUUAUAACCAGGGUAUCUUGUUUGAAUCUAUUCUGAAUCAGUUAUUUCUCCAUAGAAAAAAUGCUGCCAAUGGUUAUGCAAAUGCAAAACGCUGUGACAGACCGUCUGAUUUUGUCAACUUUCUUCGGGAAGCAUUGACCAAUGUUAUAAACAACCUCAAAGAGAAGUCAGAGAAGUUGGUCUCAAAUAAGAUGAGACAAGAGAAAAUUGGAAACAUGAUCUACUUGGUUUUUGACAAUUUUCAUCUUGUUAGGGAAUGGGAUAAGAGUUCUACUAUAUUGCCUUUACUGUUUAAUCUCUAUGAUAUGCUAAAGAUGCAUGAGGUGGGUCUGAUUUUUAUCAGUAGUACUUCCCCAGACACAUUUUACUCCAACAUGGGAUAUGUAGAGCCUAUCCCCGUUUACUUUCCUGAUUAUACAGAAGGUGAUAUUCGUCAAAUAUUAUUAAGAAACCAAGUGAACCAAAAGCUUUAUUCCUCAUUUCUCGAUGUAGUUCUGAAGUCUUUUUAUGGAAUUACAAAGCAAGUUGGUGAUUUGUCUGCCGCCUUAAAGCCACUAUAUGAAAAAUAUUGUGAACCUUUAAGUGAUAAGGGAAAGGGAGUUGCUCCUGAUCAACAGAUGAGGCGAAGGCUGCUUGCUCAUAUCAACCCUCAUAUUGGCCCCUCUUUGAAUGAGAUAUUUAAGGUUUCAUCCCUUUCUUCUACUGAAGUGGAGGCCCGGAAAGAUGAAAAGCGGAAGGGAAAUCCCAGGAGAUUGGCGAAAUCUGAAGAACUAGGCAGUCUUGAUUUUCAUAUGUCUACUAGUGCAAAGUAUCUUCUGAUUUCGGCAUUCCUUGCCUCCAGAAACCCAGCUACUCUUGAUGCUUCUCUUUUUGAUUCCAAAGGUGGUUCUGAUAAUCGAAAGCGAAAGAGGAAGCCUUCUGAGAAAGCGAUGGAACGGAAAGAAACUUUGGAAGAGGAGCUACUAAUGAAAGGACCUGGAACUUUCCCAUUGGAGAGGUUGUUAGCCAUCUUUCAGUGCAUAGUAUCAGUCGCCGAAGAUGAGGAAGAACCAAACAAUGAUGGAUUUGGAGUUGAGGGUGGCAGUGCUGGACUGAUGUCUGAUGUUCUUUUGCAGCUGUCUAGUCUCUGCAAUGCUAAUUUUAUAUUCAAAGGUAGAAGCUGUCCAAUUGAGGGCUCAACCCGGUAUCGAUCAACCAUUUCCGAAGAUCUGGCUUUGAAGAUCUGCCAAGUGCUUACAACCUCUACUGUCAUCAACAUGAAUCAGAUGGAAUCUCCUUAGAAUGCUUGAAGUCAAACCAAUAGUGUAGAAUUGUGACCAUGGAAAAUCCAUGGAUGUUGAAUAGAUAAUUCUUUGUGACAUUUUUCUGGUUUUAUGUUUACUUGUAGAUCUGCAUUUACAUUUUUAUUUGAAGUUGUUUACAUCUUAACUUGUAAGAAACAUUGUAUGUAGAUGUACCUUAAUUUUUGAAAUCAAUCUUUAAUGUUGGCAUUAGUA
Vigna umbellata (rice bean) is the source of this 2018-nucleotide messenger RNA. Lineage: Eukaryota; Viridiplantae; Streptophyta; Magnoliopsida; Fabales; Fabaceae. The record is from RefSeq and is a predicted model, not a curated record.